Messenger RNA from Helianthus annuus (common sunflower), 3566 nucleotides. Its product is annotated as filament-like plant protein 4. NCBI's taxonomy places the organism in Eukaryota, Viridiplantae, Streptophyta, Magnoliopsida, Asterales, Asteraceae. Bases 286 to 3234 code for a protein of 982 amino acids. The transcript is spliced from 6 exons. The record is from RefSeq and is a predicted model, not a curated record.
AAUACAUGAUGAUGUAUUUUAAAGCUCUUCUCAAACCCCCUGAGUUUUUGUGACUCCACUCCUAUAACCCCCAACCCCCCCCCCCCCCCCCCCCCCCAACCCACUACCACCACUUCCGGCCACCACUAUCGUCACCUCCACCGUCAAUCUACAAAUCUCAAUUGCAGAUAACUGUUGAUUUUGGAUCUCUAAUUGCAACUCAAAAGCACAAAUUCACUGAAAUUCUUCAAUCGAUUGUUUCAUCUCACUGAUAACUACUACAUUGUUGCUUAAGAAUAGUAGAUCAUGGAUCGCCGGAGUUGGCCCUGGAAGAAGAAAUCAUCCGAUAAGUCAGGUGCUGACAAGGCGAUUGCGGUAAUCGAGGGUUCUCAGGGUGACAAGGUGAAACAGGAUGGCUACAAAAAGCCGAAUUAUGUUCAGAUUUCGGUGGAUCAAUAUUCGCAUUUAACCGGAUUGGAGGAUCAAGUGAAGGCAUACGAAGAUCAAGUGAAUACGUAUGAAGAUAAAGUGAAGUCGUAUGAAAAUCAAGUGAAAUCUUUCGAAGAUCAAGUGAAAUCAUACGAUGAACAAGUGAAAAGAUACGAAGAUCAACAGUUAGUGUACGAAGAUCAGAUUAAGAAUUUAGAAGAUGAAGUUAAGGAAUUGAACGAACAGCUUUCCGAAGCGCAAUCGGAGAUCGUCACGCAGGAGAAUCUCGUCAAACAACACUCGAAAGUCGCUGAAGAAGCCGUAUCAGGUUGGGAGAAAGCGGAGGCAGAAGCUGCGACACUGAAGAACCAUCUAGAAUCCGUUACGCUGUUAAAACUAACCGCUGAAGAUCGCGCGUCACAUUUAGACGGUGCGUUAAAGGAAUGUAUGCGUCAAAUACGGAACUUAAAAGAAGAACACGAACAAACCGUGCACGACGUCGUUCUCGCAAAAACAAAACAAUUCGAAAAGAUGAAGCUCGAGUUCGACGCAAAAGUCGCAAAUUUAAACCAAGAACUUAAGCGAUCUGCUGCGGAAAACGCUGCAGUUUCACGAUCGUUACAAGAGCGUUCUAACAUGCUGAUGAAAAUAAGUGAAGAGAAAUCACAAGCGGAAGCAGAGAUCGAGAUUUUGAAAAGCAACAUCGAGUCAUGCGAGCGGGAAAUAAAUUCUCUUAAAUAUGAAUUACAUAUCGUCGCUAAAGAGUUGGAGAUUCGUAACGAAGAAAAGAAUAUGAGUGUACGGUCUGCUGAGGUGGCGAACAAGCAGCAUAUGGAAGGGGUGAAGAAAAUAGCGAAACUCGAAGCCGAGUGUCAACGACUACGCGGGCUCGUUAGAAAGAAGUUACCUGGGCCCGCUGCAUUGGCCCAAAUGAAACUGGAAGUUGAUAAUUUGGGCCGUGAGUACGGUGAAACACGAGUCAAACGGUCUCCGGUCAAACCCCCGACCCCGACCUCGGGUCCACAUAGUCCGCACUUUUCUUCGGUUUCCGACUUUUCUCUUGACAAUGUUCAAAGAUAUCAAAAGGAAAACGAUUUGCUGACGGAGCGGUUAUUGGCAAUGGAAGAAGAAACAAAUAUGUUGAAAGAAGCGUUGGCUAAACGUACUACCGAACUUCAAGCUUCUAGAAACGUCUGUGCGAAAACGGUUAGUAAACUUCAGAGUUUGGAAGGUCAACUGCAGUCAAACUCUCAGCUCAAAACCAGUCCAAGCGUGGCAUCGGUUUCGGAAGAAGGUAACGAUGAUGAUGUCAGCGUUGCGGGAUCGUGGGCUACCGCGUUAAUCUCCGAAUUAUCGCAUAACAAAAAAGAUAAAAGCAUCGAGAGCGUUCAAAGAUCUGAUAGUGCGAACCGUUUGGAGCUUAUGGAUGACUUCUUGGAGAUGGAGAAGUUGGCAUGUUCGUCGAAUGACUCAGCGGUUCCCAACGAAAAGACGGUUUCGGAUCCGUUUGAGAACCUUAAAUCGAAAAUAUCGGAUUUACUGAAUACGUUACCGAAAGAUUCAGAUCUGGAAAAACUUUACGAAGAAAUCAGCCGAGUUGUACAAGGUAACGUUGGCGAAAGAGAAAACGAAAACGAAAACGAAAACGAUGAAGAAACAACGCUGGCAAUAUCGCGAAUUUACGAUUUCGUGUUGGUUCUGAUGAAGGAAGCGAAACCGGUGGUGGGAACGUCUCUAGAAGAGAACGGAACGUUCGAGAAACUCGAAGAGUUUAAGUCGAUUGACGGAAACAAAAUAAAUCUAAACGAAUUUAUUAAUUGUGUUUCGGGUAUUCUCGGUAAAGCUAGCGAGCUUCGGUUCAGUUUCGCAGGGUACGAGAUUAACGAUGCGGAAGGAAGCAGUCCCGAUUGCAUAGACAAAGUCGCGUUACCCGAAAACAAGGUCGACUACGCAAACGGUUGUACGCAAUUUUCCGAUACGACUUCCGAUCCGGACAUACCGCAUGAUGGAAAUUCAGUCCCGACGUCUGAAUCAAACGUGUCGUUAGUGAAAUGCUCGUUGGAGGAGUUUGAGCAGAUGAAAAUGGAGAAAGAGAACAUGGUUACAGAACUUUCGAGAUGUAACGAGGAGCUGGAAACCGUUAGGUCAAAGUUGACUGAAACGGAACUUCAGUUAUCUGAAGCGAAGUCUCAGUUGACGGCUGCUCAGAAACUGAAUAGUUUGUCUGAAACACAGCUUAAGUGUAUGGCGGAGUCGUAUAAUUCGCUUGAAAACCGUUCGGGUGAGUUGCAGUCUCGGGUCAACCUUCUAGAGUCAAAGAUUGUAACGUUGGAGAAUGAGCUCGAAGAAGAGCGGAAGAAUUAUAAGGAUAGUGAAACUAAGUGUAAGGAUCUUCAAGAUCAAUUACAAAGGAUUGAAGCCUCUGUUGCUGUUGAUGAUGCCAAAAGUAACCAGGAGAAAGAGUUAGCAGAGAAGCUAGCAGUGUGUCAAGAAACAAUAUUUCUUCUAGGAAAACAGUUAAACGGCAUGCGUCCUCAGCCCGAAAUCACCGGAUCUCCGAUAAGUCAAACCUUUGCCGAAGAAGAAGUACAAGAAGAUGAAGAAGUAACAACUAGUAGCGGCAUGAAUCUACAAGCGGGAAAUGAGUCCCCUAUCGACAACCACCACUUUAGUCCUUCAGAUUCUGAAGCAAACAAUCUUUUACGGUCACCAAUCGCUUCAAAACACCGACCCACUAAAUCUGGAUCGUCUUCAUCGUCAUCUAAUCCGACACCGGAGAAGAACACUCGCGGGUUUAGCCGAUUCUUUUCAGCAAAAGCAAAGUGAACCGAACUGGCCGGGGUUGUGUAGAUACUAUGGAAAUGGUGGCAUUUCGUGAUUUGCGAGGUACAUUUUUGUAUUACAUGCCGGUGUUUGAUCUUGUUCUUGAUCGUGAUCGUGAUCUUCGUGUCGUAUAAAUGGUUAAGUUAGUGUAUUUUUAUUUUUUUGGUUUGUUUUGACUGAAAACAUGACAUAAGUUUUCAUAUGUUUUUUACUUACAACUGAUGUUGUGUUUGUUAGUACAAUGUUGUUAUAAGUAAAACAAAAACAAAAAAAGAGUGCAUUAUUCUAUUUAUGAGUUGCAUUUAUCUUUAUAUAAAUUUGAAUUUGUCUUGUUA